This is a messenger RNA of Sesamum indicum (sesame), 2247 nucleotides long. Lineage: Eukaryota; Viridiplantae; Streptophyta; Magnoliopsida; Lamiales; Pedaliaceae. The record is from RefSeq and is a predicted model, not a curated record.
UGUGCUGCUGAUCUCCAGAAAACACAGACAUCACACACUUUUUCUCUUUCCAUUUACUCCUCUGCAGUCUACAGUUAUUAUUGUUUUUCUCGAUAGCUUCAUUACUCUUCAAUACGCCUCGCUUGCUGUGUUUUCAAGAUUCAAAACGCUACACAAUUUGAGCACACUCCCAUUAGUUAGUCCUUUUCACCUGCAGAUUUCUCGAAAUACGAAAAUAUAUCUCAACCCGACAUUCUCUUUGGUCUGUAAUUAGGCUGCUGCGGACUUGUUUUCUUGUUUCUACUAUGUGCUUUGAGAUUGGUUCGAAAGAUUGAAGGCCCAUCUCUUUUGGGAAGAAAAGAAGGUGAUUAGUUCAUUUGAGGGCCUGUUUUCCGAUAUCCGAGCUUCAAAUCUGGUUGUUUUUUAGGAUGAUGUGUCUCAGGAGAACAGUAAGAAACUUUUACUGAGUGGUUUCUCCAAUUUACUGUAUCCUUGGUGCUUUGAAGCGUGAUGCUAAUGUCCAUACAGGGGGUAUGUUAUACCAUUGAGCAUAUGAAUCAUGUGUUUCUAUUAACGUAGCAUAAAAGGGCAAAUAUCAAAAGCUACUAUGACACAGCAGCAAUCAAUAACAGAAAUAUAUUUUUACUUGAGGUAGUUCUAUAGGGACAGCUGCCAAACUGCAUUUCUUAUAUCUUGGUAAGAUGAUUAAUAGUGGAAACGGUUGUCGUCAUAUGUGAAUCUCGGUACAUCAUUGCUGUAUCAUGGUAUAAUUCUUGGGCAAAAUUGGAUAGUUGAGAGUUGUGAUGGCAUCAAUUAGGAGAACAUUGUCUCCUGUUCCUCGACCUGGAUCUUUAAUGAAUGGGGAAGCAUAUCAAGUCGCAUCCCCUUUGUCCAAGUCGUCUUCAAACAGUCAGAACUACCCACCACAUGGAACACUGUCCUCUUCAUUGGGUUGCUUGGGCUAUGCAUUGUACAAAGCCCAGAAUUUUUUUCUUGGUUUUUUCUCACAGCGAUCAUCCCGGCCCUUUGACAGAUCCAAGUUAAAGGGACAACCUUGGCGGAGAGCAAUUUUACAUUUCUUAAUGUUUUUUUUUCUUGGUGUUUUUGUCGGACUUACCCCAUUUGUUCCACUGAAUUUGUCCGCAAAUGUUGUGCCUGAACAUCAAGCUUUCGACUUUGAGGAGCUUCAGCCAGUUGUGAACAAUGACAAGCUUUACAGUGGGAAGAAAAAUGAGAUGUCAGUAGUUGGCAGAUUCUCUUUGAAUGAAAAUUCUACAGCAGAGCCACAGAAGGUUAAUGUUGAACUAAAAGAUGGAACACUUGACCAUGCUAUUUUAGAUAAUUCAUUGGAUCUGUCUUCUGAUCUGGUGUUCCAUAAACUUCUGAUCGUUGUGACCCCAACGCUUGCUAGGCCACUUCAAGCCUACUAUCUGAAUCGUUUGGCACACACAUUAAAACUUGUCCCACAUCCUCUUCUGUGGAUAGUUGUGGAGAUGAAUGCUCAGUCUGCGGAAACAGCUGAAUUAUUGAGGAAGACUGGAAUCAUGUACAGACAUCUGGUUUGCAGUAUUAAGAAUUCUACUGGGAUAACAUAUAGAAAUGUGCACCUAAGCAAUGUGGCUCUUUCGCACAUUGAGACACAUCGCCUUGAUGGAAUUGUUUACUUUGCAGACGACGAUAGGAUAUACUCUGCUCAUCUCUUUGACCAAAUGAGAAACAUCAGUCGGUUCGGGACAUGGACAGUGGCCAAAUUGGUGGAAAGCAAGGGCGAAAUUUCCUUGGAGGGUCCAAUAUGUAACAGAUCUCAAGUGAUAGGGUGGCAUGUAGAUGACAUGGCAAAAAGGUUUCGAAGAUUCCACGCUGAGAUGUCAGGUUUUGCUUUCAACAGCACUAUCAUUUGGGAUCCAAAGAGAUGGCAUCGACCUACAAUUGAACCCAUUCGGCAGCUUGAGACAGUGAAAGAAGACAUGCAAGCGAGCACAUUCAUUGAGCAAGUUGUGGAGGAUGAAAGUCAAAUGGAAUGCUUUUCAAUGAACACUUCAGGAAUUAUGGUUUGGCAUCAUAUUAUGGAUUCACAUCCUUAUCCUCAUAACUGAUUUGCAAGUAAUAGUUUGGCCACUAUCGUUCCACUUGAGUGAAAAUUUGACAUUUGAGUAAGGUAAGAUGAGUCAUUUCCUAGAAAUUUUUGUGCAAGAAAUCCUCGUCCAAAUUACAGAAACUGGAAAUUGUCAGAUUGAUCUUCUGUAUAUUAUUUCCCCUGUUUCUCAA